Molecule: messenger RNA, 610 nt
Organism: Colius striatus (speckled mousebird)
Lineage: Eukaryota; Metazoa; Chordata; Aves; Coliiformes; Coliidae
Gene: RBP7
Product: retinol binding protein 7
Exons: 4
Coding region: 8-412 (134 amino acids)
Biological process (GO): fatty acid transport
Cellular component (GO): cytosol; nucleus
Molecular function (GO): fatty acid binding
Source: RefSeq, a predicted model, not a curated record
UCUGGCAAUGCCUGUGGAUUUUAGUGGAACCUGGAACCUUACCAGCAGUGACAACUUUGAAGGUUAUAUGGUGGCCUUAGGUAUUGACUUUGCAACACGCAAGAUUGCAAAAAUGCUGAAGCCUCAGAAAGUGAUCAAACAAGACGGUGAUUCUUUUUAUAUCCAUACCACUAGCACAUUCAGAGAUUAUUUGCUUGAAUUUAAAGUUGGAGAAGAGUUUGAAGAAGAUAACAAAGGUCUGGACAACAGAAAAUGCAAGAGCCUAGUUACCUGGCAAAACGACAAACUCGUCUGUGUCCAGACUGGUGAGAAGAAGAACAGGGGCUGGACUCAUUGGCUUGAAGGAGAUGACCUUCACCUGGAGCUUCGUUGUGAGAAUCAAGUGUGCAAACAGGUCUUCAAGAGAGCUUGAACAGGUGUACUAGUUUCUACAUGGAGAGACAGCUACCUAUGGGAGUUGAUGCGUCCUCGUGUUCAGCAAUGAAUGCAGGGACAAGAACUGAUUCCUUGCACCUAUUAAACCAAAUGACCUGAUGUUUCUUGCUCAGGAAAUACAUCUGUUGUCACUGGUGUGAAAGACCUUUUUUUUUUUUCCUAAUAAAUGCCUCAA